Phalacrocorax carbo (great cormorant) is the source of this 14204-nucleotide messenger RNA. The record is from RefSeq and is a predicted model, not a curated record. Lineage: Eukaryota; Metazoa; Chordata; Aves; Suliformes; Phalacrocoracidae.
CCAGUGCAGUCCAAAAGCAUGUGUGGAACAGUGAAGUUUAUGAGGGUCUGCAAACCAUGGAGAUGUGCCUCGGAGGUCUUACUGGGACAUGUGAAGGAGUAGAAAACCAAGCUGGAAACAAGACUCAAGAAUGAACAAUCCGUCAGAAACCAGUAAACCAUCAAUGGAGAGUGGGGAUGGGAACACAGGCACGCAAACAAAUGGCCUGGACUUUCAAAAGCAGCCUGUGCCUGUCGGAGGAGCAAUCUCUACAGCCCAGGCCCAGGCCUUCCUUGGGCACCUUCAUCAGGCCCAGCUCGCUGGAACAAGUUUACAAGCUGCUGCUCAGUCCUUAAAUGUACAGUCUAAAUCUAAUGAAGAAUCUGGGGACUCUCAGCAGCCAAGCCAGCCUUCCCAGCAGCCUUCAGUGCAGGCGGCCAUACCCCAGACCCAGCUCAUGCUGGCCGGAGGACAGAUCACUGGGCUCACGUUGACGCCAGCCCAGCAACAGUUAUUGCUACAACAGGCGCAGGCACAGUUGCUGGCGGCUGCAGUGCAGCAUUCAGCCAGUCAGCAGCACAGCGCUGCUGGUGCCACCAUCUCGGCCUCUGCUGCAACGCCGAUGACGCAGAUCCCUCUAUCUCAGCCAAUACAGAUUGCACAGGAUUUGCAGCACUUGCAGCAGCUUCAGCAGCAGAAUCUCAACCUGCAACAGUUUGUGUUGGUGCAUCCAACAACCAACUUGCAGCCAGCACAGUUCAUCAUCUCACAAACACCGCAGGGGCAGCAGGGUCUCCUGCAAGCGCAGAAUCUCUUAACGCAACUACCUCAGCAAAGCCAAGCCAACCUCCUGCAGUCUCAGCCAAGCAUCACCCUUGCCUCGCAGCCAGCAACCCCAACACGCACAAUAGCAGCGACCCCCAUUCAGCCACUUCCACAGAGCCAGUCAACACCAAAGCGAAUUGACACUCCCAGCUUGGAGGAGCCCAGUGACCUUGAGGAGCUUGAGCAGUUUGCCAAGACUUUCAAACAAAGACGGAUCAAACUUGGAUUCACUCAGGGUGAUGUUGGGCUCGCUAUGGGCAAACUCUAUGGAAAUGACUUCAGCCAAACUACCAUCUCUCGCUUUGAAGCCUUGAACCUCAGCUUUAAGAACAUGUGCAAGUUAAAGCCACUUCUGGAAAAGUGGCUCAAUGAUGCAGAAAACCUCUCAUCUGAUUCAACUCUCUCCAGCCCAAGUGCCCUGAAUUCUCCAGGGCUGGGGAUUGAAGGCUUGAACCGUAGGAGGAAGAAACGCACCAGCAUAGAGACCAACAUACGUGUGGCCUUAGAGAAGAGUUUCCUGGAGAACCAAAAGCCUACCUCGGAUGAGAUCACCAUGAUAGCUGACCAGCUAAACAUGGAGAAGGAGGUGAUCCGCGUUUGGUUCUGUAACCGGCGCCAGAAGGAGAAAAGGAUCAACCCACCCAGCAGUGGUGGAACCAGCAGCUCGCCCAUCAAAGCAAUUUUCCCUUGCCCAACCUCACUGGUGGCAACCACGCCAAGCCUUGUGACCAGCAGUGCAGCUACAACCCUGACUGUCAAUCCUGUGCUCCCUCUGACCAGUCCUGCUGUAACUAGUCUGUCAGUCACAGGCUCAACAGAAACCACCUCCAACAACACGGCAACAGUGAUUUCAACAGCACCUCCAGCUUCUUCAGCAGUGACAUCACCCUCCCUGAGUCCUUCCCCUUCUGCCUCAGCCUCCACUUCAGAGGCAUCUAGUGCCAGUGAGACCAGCACAACACAGACAACCUCCACUCCCUUGUCCUCCCCUCUUGGGACCAGCCAGGUGAUGGUAACGGCAUCAGGGUUGCAAACAGCGGCAGCAGCCGCAUUACAAGGAGCUGCACAGUUGCCUGCAAAUGCGAGUCUUGCUGCCAUGGCUGCUGCAGCAGGACUAAGCCCAGGCUUGAUGGCAUCCUCGCAGUUUGCAGCUGGAGGUGCCUUACUCAGUCUCAAUCCAGGGACAUUAGGUGGUGCUCUCAGCCCGGCCUUGAUGAGCAACAGUACACUGGCAACUAUUCAAGCACUUGCAUCUGGUGGCUCUCUUCCAAUAACAUCACUGGAUGCAACUGGAAACUUGGUGUUUGCCAAUGCUGGAGGUACUCCUAACAUCGUAACUGCCCCUCUGUUCCUGAACCCUCAGAACCUUUCUCUGCUCACCAGCAACCCGGUUAGCUUGGUCUCUGCAGCUGCAGCCUCCGCAGGGGCCUCUGGACCAGUCGCCAGCCUUCAUGCCACCUCCACCUCAGCCGAGUCCAUCCAGAACUCUCUCCUCACGGUGGCCUCUGCGAGCGGGGCCACGUCCACCACCACUACUGCCUCCAAGGCACAGUGAGCCGGGCUGAGCUGUGCUGCCAGCAGCCUGUUUCACUGUGCGGUGGGAUUGGCUGCCAGCGGGGUUUAUAAACUGAAAAUGUGAUGGGCAUCCUCUCGCCGUGUUGCUGGGGACAAGGGAGAGAAGGAAAAAUAUAAAAAACAAAAGCAAAACAGGAAGGAUUUAAAGCUGGGACAGACAUUUGCCUAAUUUUAUAAUAAACACUGUCUUUUCAGGAUCGCUUCAUGGAUCGGAGAACUUUCUAACCAAAAAUGUAAAAAAAAACAAAAAACAAAAAAAACACACACAAAAAAAAAAAAAAACACAAAAAAAGGUAAAAGGACUACUUAUCAUUUCCAGCAGUCACAAUGACAAGUUAAGGUGGGUUAUCAACUCAGACAUAGGAAGGGGAUUCUCGUUUCUUUUCGGUCUAAAUAUCUUUCUUUUUUUAAUUAUCAUUUUAUAGGUCUGUUGUACAGGCCAUUAUGUCAUACAAGGUGUUUAUAAUCGUAUCAAUCGCGUUGGGGGUUCCUUUCUUAACUGGUACAAUUUAGGCAGGCCUGUAUUACUGGUGUAUCUCUAUUAUUAUUAUUAUUAUGAUUAUUAUUAUUAUUUUUAUAUAUAUAGUUUGGACGCGUUUGUCUUUUGCUCCUGGAUUAUUUUCAGCGAGCUCCCACACCAUGGGGGGAGGGCGGGAGGGUGGAGAGGAAGAUGGAGCACAAAUAGACUUCCUGUCCGAAUCUUCUGGGAACGUUCUGAACAGUUUCCUCAUCCUUGAAUUUGUCUAAUGGUUACUUGUAGGGGUCAGAAGAGUUUAUGUUCAUCAUUUGCGCAGGAAGCUCAGUGUAGCAGUAGAGAUCAUUGUGUGCAAACUUCCAGGCUGGCCUAUGCUGUUUAAGCAGAGGUAGGAAUUAGUUCCGAACUGCGGUUCUCCUUCUCUCAAUUAUUUAGACAAAAAGGCCAAAUUCUGCUCUGAGUUGUGUGCGCGUGGUUCCUUUUUACUUCAGAGAGAGUGGGAUUUGACCUCCUGAGUCUAGAUUGUGUGACAUACCGAUGGCUCUUCUGUCGACUUGCUUUUGCUCUUAAGAGCACACACAAGUACUUAAAAAAUGUCAAGGUACCCAAGCUAAUUGGCAGUAUGUAGAGCAGCAUUUACAGUCCUCGAUUUCCGCUGGGUAGAUUGGGACAGGAUUUCAAAAGGUCAGAUUCUCCCUGUUCAUAGCAAUAUUCCUUUUCCAUUAAUUCUGAUGCUUCCAACAUUGCAUUUAGAAAAACUUUCUAGUGAAAGAGUGCUUCUGACUGCAAAACAUAGAAGCCAAAAAUAUGAGAGCAGAAGUUGCCAUCGUUUAUGCCAACACGAUAGAGCUGGCUCUGGGGCUUUGCACAUUCCUGGGUGAUCUUAUGUAGUCUCUGAGCUGUGAUGCUGCUAGCUAUGUAAAAAUGGCAAUAAGCGCCUCUGACCAGAGCUCUGGUCAGGGGUCGCCUGCCACUGUAACGAUCUUUUCAAGGUUGAUUCUGAUCCAUGUAGCAAAGGAUAUUUACGUGGAUGAGGAAGAGUAACGAACUGUACAGAAGUUAGAUCUGUAUAUUCUUAAAUAUACAAUCUAGUAUCUGAACCAAAAAAAAAAAAUUUUUAAAAAGACUGGAUCACUGCAAUGCAGUUCACUUUGAAAUUUCCAUUCCUGAUGGAUUUAAAGGUUUCUGCCAUGUGUAUAAAACCAAAUUACUUUUAGCUACCGAAGGUAUUAGAAGAGUCCCUUUCCCCCCACCCCCUUUUCUUUUGUCACCGGAGUGUCCUAAAAUAACGAGCUGAUGCAGCUAUGUUCAUUUUAUUGAUGAUUCAGGGGGAUCCUGGAGCUUCUCGUCCAAGAUCCAGAAGGCAGCAACUUUAAACUCUACAUAUGCUUUGGUUUGCAACCUGAGCAUGUGCGAUUUGUGUUUGCACUCAAGUGGCAGAACCCCUUAUCUCUCCCCCCACCACCGUGUUUUUGCUCUGUUCAUCUCUAACUCUCCACCUUCCUGUUUUACUGAAUAUUUAAACCAAUUAUCCCUAAAACUUCAAAACUAGUGAACUGCAAGCAGGGAAACUAACAAAUGUCCGUCCACCGUUUCUAAUGUGUUUUUGAUUUUUUUUUAUGUUUUAUUUUUUUAAAACUAAGCUUGAACCAAAGUCAAUUUCUAGCAAGCUGCUGUACUAAUGGACUAGUUUGUAUAAGUGCAGUUCAGAUGCAGAGAGGCGAUAGAUGCUACUGACAAUUUCUUUUUCAUUUGUCUUUUGUUUUUAUUAAUUUUAUAUAAAAGUUGCUGCUUGUUUUUAAUCUUUUUUUUUUUUUUGUGGUUGGUUGGUAAUUUGUGUUAUCCUUGGGGCAGACUCUUAACCUGAUUUUAAUUUGUUUUCGUUUGAUGUGUAAAUAGAAUGGCAAUGUCAGGGGAUUGUUAAUCCAACAGGUCCCACCCUCAUCCCACCAGUAUGGAUAAAUCUAAGUAUUUUUGAUGUGUCUCUAUGACUUCAGGCUGUGCAGGAUACUUUCAGGGCUAUGAAUAAUACUGCAAAAAUGGAAAUGGCCCGCAGUAAGAGGUAUAGUAGCGUGAGCUUCAGGGUGGUAGGGAAGAAGUAGAAGAGGAGAUGCUGGUACCCACUAUGUUGGUCUGGAGGCCGUAGCACAGACAACAGUUUCUACCACAGGAAUGCAAGUCCCUGGGACUUCUGUUCCGUGAAGUAAGAGGGUGGGGAAUACUGCAGCUGUAACGUUCAUUCCCGACUCUGAAAGUUCCAGCUUACUUUCACGUCUGUGCAAAAAUACGAUUUAUCAGGAAGCUUUUUUUGUCAAAGGGGGGGAUACUAUCGGUCUUUUCUCCGAUGUAUCCUCUACUCCCUAAGGGUUUUGUGGUGGGGUGGGGGGGCAUGGUCCUUGCAUAUAUCUAGGAAACACAAAGAAAGGUGGGCCUUAAAUCAGCGUAAAAUCCUCUCUUCACAGUUCAAAGAGACUGUGCCAUUAGCCAUCUGAAUGAGUUUUCAUGUCCCAUUCUUGCUGAUUUGUGGUUGGGAGAGGGUCUUGUUGAGUACAUAUCUGGAACACUAAUGCAGCUUGGAUGGUUUAUUUAUUAUAAAAAUCUGCUUUUUUUCCUGACUACCUUUGCAUUGGUCACAUGGCUUUGGUGUGAGCACCUUAUACCCCCUUACCCUUCUCCUCUCUACCCCAUCACCCUCUCUGGGGCCCAGAUUCCAGGGAAUUUCUUAGCAAGUCUUUUUCUGAGAGAAACUGGAAACUUGGAGUAGCCACAUAUCCAGAAAGGGCUUGGUUUUGGUUGCAGAAGCUGACAUAAUACCCAAACAGCACAUAUCCCAUGGCAUCUAUCACCAGUAUGCUCUGAUUCCUUGUCCUAAAACUUGCCGAUGACUGUCACUCCUGGAGCCUUCUUUUCAUCCCUAGCAGUAAAACACUCUCGUGGAUGCUGGCUACCUCCAGUGUUUAGGUGAAAGAUGGAAAUCAGGUUGGCAACGGGUGCACAUCUGCCUAGUUAGAGCGCAUACGCUAGAGAGCUUGAAAGGAAUAUGAGAUCAUGAGCUAGAAUUUGGCAGAAGUUUCUUUUUUAAAUCAUAAUCAUGCUGACGACAGAAUUUGAUGCGCCUGAAAAGAGACGGUAGCAAUUGUAUACAGACCUAGGAAAUCUGAUCAUGGUCUGAGUUCUUGAGUGUUGAAAAUGGAGAAUUAUUGUCCCAAUAGACACUGGGAUGUGCAUGGUCACAAACUUGCUGACAGACCCAGGACACUUAUUUAGCAGACAAAUUUGAUUUUUUUUCCUUCCAGUGACACAAAGUUGUAUCUCUGAUUCCAGUAUCAGUGGCUUCGUAUGUGGAGCAGAGAUUAUUUGCUGUUCUGUGUUCACAGUCUGAAAUCCUUACUAAGCUUUCUAAGGGAAGAGUUUCUGUGCAAAUGUUCAUUUCGAGACAGUGUUCUAGCUGUAUGCUGGUACAUUUCCUCCUGUAUUGAUUUGUCCGCCAGGACCAGAAGGAAUUUCGUAGCGAGUUAGAAAAGGAUAAUAGCAUUUCUUUUUCCGAGCUCCAUGUCUCUGUAUUUAAAGAUGUGUGGGUUGCUUUUCAUGUUUGCAAGCAGGCCGAAGGACAUAGGAAAAGAGAAGGUGAAAAACUCUGAUUAUAGCCAAGGACAGUUAGCUCAAAGAGCAAGAGAUUUACAGAGACCCAAGUACAGAUAUGCCCUGAAGGUCUGGAAGAACAAUUUAGAAAAUGGCUUCAGGAUGGGAUGGUGUAGGCUGGUGAUGAUUUUUUUUUUCUGAUGGUAGGAAAAUGUAUUCCAGUUUGGCUUUAGCACACUUGAUCUCCUCAGAAUGCACCCACUGUAGUCAUCGUAGAAUGACUCAUGAACAGCUUGUAGAGACUACGCAGAUAUGGCUGCUUUCGAGAGUCACAUCUGUCUAUUUAAAUCUCCUUAAGAGGAUUUAUUUUGUUUCUGAGUUAGUGUGCAGUACGCGUUAGUCUAAGUACAUUUUAUCAUGUGGCUCUGAGAUGGUGUGUAUGUGCAGGCACUCAAGAAAUUUUGGGGGAGAUACCAUGCUGGUUACGUGCACGAGUACCUGAUUUUUGAGAGAGUUGUUUUUGCAGCCCAUAGGCUAGUGUUACUUCAGUUUUAUGUUUUCCUUUGGGUAACUUGUGAUGACAUAUCAUUGUUCUGCUACUUCUUAAGAUCCUCUGCUUCAGUAAACAGUUGUUGAAACACAAGUUAAGUUGGAUUGAAAAAGUCACUUUACCGGGAAUUGGAAAUCUGUGCUUGGCUGAACCAGCAAGGAGAACACACUUGAAAGUUAGUUGGAUCUUCAUGUAGGAAUGUGCUGCUGCUGUUGCUCAGUAGUUUUGUUUGAUUGCUGGUGAGGUUUUCUUGUAAGAGAAAACUAAAGUGCCAGAACGUUAAGAGGAAGAUGUAUAUUCUGAUGGCUUGAAUUAUAGACCUUUUAGGACAUCAGAAGCUUCAAGUUUGAAUUUUUUUCUUUAAAUGAACAGGCUGACAAAGAGAUUUUCCGUGAAAACUGUAUAGCUCCUGAUGUAUUUGGAGUUACAGCUUGUGAUUUGUUGCACCUUUUAGGUUAAUGAGAGAGAUGCCAACACUGAGCGAAGAAGCUAUGCUGAUCUUAACGCGCGAGAACAAAUUUUCUCUCAUAGUAUGAUAGCUUUUCAUUUGAGCAAGAGCAAUCCACUGCCUCUCCUUUUACCUCUUCUCUUAUUUUAAUUCUACAUACUUUAGAGUGAGCAUUAAAUGUAGACAAAAAUUUAAUGCUUUGGAUCUUUUGGUAUCUUGCCAAAAUCUUUUAGGAUCCUUAAUUCCUUUUUAAAAAUAAAAGAGCAGCAUGGAACUAAGCAGUUUUACUCAGGGGGCAGUAAGAGAAUGGCUGUUAGCAAAAUACAUUAGAGAAAAUUCUCAGCGCGUAUCCACGCCAGCGACUGUGCAAGUAAUAGAAAAUUUCCUUUUUUUCCUUCUCUUGGAACUAUAACCUAAUGUUUUGAUUCAUUCUAAUUUUUAAAUGUCACCUCAGUAAGCACACCUUGUGGCGUGCUUUGGCUCAUCACACGUUUCUGCAGUUGAGUUACUGAAGGAGGCAGCAGUGUUAAUUCCCCUAGCUCUGCACACAUUCCUGCAGAGCAACAUGCUUUAAAACAGAAAUUCCCUCUUUCUUGGUUAUAGAGCAGAACACAUGUUACAGCUGGAACCAUGCCACAGAUACUAAACCAAAACAUCUUCUGAUUUACCUUAAAUAUCAGUUGAUAUUUUCUUAGAUAAAAAUUUACUUUACAAAAUUGCCGUAGAGAGACAAGUGGCUUCUCAUGGUCAUUAGAGUGUUUGGGGACAGACAAAAUAGCGCGUCUGGUCCAAACUUUCAUACUUGUUUUAACGAGAAGUUUAAAAUGUAGAUCAAUUUAUUGCUGUGCUAACUUUAUUAGGAGUCCCUAUUCCUGUUCUACCUGAAACAGCUAAAUGACAUUUAUCCACAGGGCCUGGGUGUACCUGUUGGAUGUCCACCCAACUGUGGCCUAGGGUGGAGUGUUACCAAAGGAGCAAGCUAACCUGUUGCCCCCCGCUGUGUUUGUCGUCAGUCCUCACAUAGCCAACUCAAAUUCCUCUAUAUUUUUGCAACCAAUACCUCUUUUUACUUCUUCCUCCUUUUCCAAAAUACUGUAGCGAUACAGAAUUCAAGAUACAUACCUUGCAGAGGUUCUGCUCUUUCCAGUUGUUAAAUCUGCCCAUGAGUCUUUCUCUUCUUUCCGGCAGGGAGACCCCUAAAAUACUUCAAAGAUUUUUGGCGGAGGAGGCUUUGUCCUAAGGUUAUUGACUCACGGUUUGCAGUUUCUCAAAAUGUUCGUAUCUUUUGCUCCAUGAUCUGAAACAGUACCUGGUUCCCUGUAUGUCAGCACCAUUACUUUCAGUGCUUUUGGGAUGAUGGAAAGAGGCAAUUCUUGUACUUGCAUAUCUUCCCAGAGAAACACACAGAGUAAUGCAUGAAAAAGAACUUGAUCUGUUCUUGCCUUAUCUAUCUUCACUGGAUCUGUCUGCCGCUUCUCCCAGGACACUCUUAGUGGGUACGUGCUCUGAGCUUUUACCCCCGUGGGGUGCUGUUAGAAGGGUGUCAGGAAGCUUGCACUGGACCUACAAAUAAUUUAACUGUGGGAGAAGGGAAAAGCCACCUCUUAGUUGAGUAGACAAGUAAGUUCAGGAUGUAGAACAUACCAGGUACUUCUUUUCUGACCAAAUUCCUAAAACCAAAGCAACUACUGGACUUCGUCUUGGGGCUGCUUUUAGCUCUGUCUCCGAUACCCUGCUAAGAACUGUCUGUAACUGGAAAAAUCUGGGUCCCCUUCCUCCAUCCUCCCCUCCCUCCUCCCCUCUCCCUCCUUGUUCCUUCCCCUGCCUUCCCUCAGCGAAAGGUAGCACCAUACAGCUCUGAGAACAAUACUUGUGGGUAGCAGCUGGCUUCUGGCACCUUCAUAAAAUACCUCAGCAUAGCUUAGCAUUGUCGCAGAACUGGUUUUAAACUGAAAAAAUCAGAAGAGAAAAGCAAACUUUAUAAAUAGUGGAGAUAAUUCUAGCUGUAGAGUUUAGUUGAACUGAUGUUUAUUAUGAUUGAUAAACAUGAUUAUGCUGUAUGUAUUUGAGAUCCUGUUUAUAGGUUACAACUUUAUAGGGUCGGGAGGGGGUGGGUGGAUGUUGGGGGCAGAGAAGGGGGUUGACUGUGUUAGAAGGAAAAUGUUUGCUCAUGAAUUUUUUUCCUUGUAUCUGUCUUGCCAAAGGAAACAUUUUGUCGCUCCUGGGUUUGGGAUUGUUGUUUGGUUGGUUUAUCUGUGGUCUAAUCUGCAGCACAGCACGUGGUGGCAUGCAGGUUACUGAUUGGGUUGCUGUUCAGGGUCCUUGCGAGUGUGCGCACGCUCCCCUCCCUCUUGGCCUUUCCUUGCCCUUCGCUGGGAUCUAAAGAUGAGGCAACGCCUGUCCGCGAGGCUCAGGGGAAAGAAGAUGGCUGUACUGGGUUAGAAUCAACCUAGGUGGUGUAAAUCCGUUUCAGUUAGUUGAGUCGCGCCAGAGCUGAACUGGGUCUGUUGUGGUUAACUUCAGGGAGGGAGAAGAAUGGUUGUCGCAUCUUAAUCUAUCUGGGAGAGCAAAAGUGAAACAGGUUCCUUUUAUCCCCCUUGUCUUGUUACUGAAUGUAGGGCUUGUAGUGCUUGAUCGUAGGUGGAAAACUUUUUAAACACUUCCUUUUCUAAUAGCAAUGCUAAUCCUGUCUAGACCAAAAACUAUGAAAGAAAAAACCAAACUGAGAAGUGAAAGCUAACCUGUUCCUCCCACCACCUGGCUGUAUGCCGGAAAGGGUUGAAAUACUGUGAGACAGUCGUGGUGGAGGAGCUUCGAGGGGUUGUUGGCGAGGGAGUGGGUCGUCCUCCUGGCAUAUGUCUUGGUGUUGCGGUGGGAGUAGCAGACGAGCGAGUGGUUAUUGCCUUGGGAGGGUGUUGCAGCCCCCUCCGUCUGGACCCCAAAGCUCCCUUCUCGUUUCCCUUCAAGGCCGAUGGAGUUGGGGGAGAGGGGACGGGUGUGCGUGGGGUGUGUGCGAGUGCGUGUGUGCGCAAGCGUGUGCGCCUGGCUAUGUGCAGUGGUCGGGAGAGGUGGGUUUCUAAAGGAGCUCGACUCCACUGGGGUGGGAGAAUUCCCGGUGGCCUCGUAGAGAACCAAAGGCACUGAUAAGUUGUCAGCUCUGCUGUUCUCAGAGCGGGUAAGAGGAGAAGCUGCGUGGGGUGUUUGUUGAGCUUUGGGUCAGUGUCCCUUUCUGUAAGGACCUCAUCUCUUGUGGGUGCUCCCACCUUUUCUGCACAGAGUUGCUUUGGCUCUGUGAAGACAAACGGUGUGUGGGGCUUGCCCGGUGCUGCAGGUCUUAGGCCGAUGUUGGGAUACAGUCAGGGAAAACUGUUUCUUUCCUUCGAAUGUGGAAGCAGUGUAGUCCAAGGUCAGAGUCUGUUCAACAGCUUUUGCGUAUGGUCUUUCUCUUAAGGGAGGGACCUUGAAGACUCCUUUCUUUGCUCCCCAAAGUAGCCUUGUACAUGUUCAUGUAUCGUGCUAUUGGGCUGAGCUGUUUUAUCGGUGAACUUGGUGAGCUCUUGUGAAGAAAGGGAGGGAGGGCGGGGGAGAGGUGGGUUGUCCAGCUACUCUUCCUCCGGACGCCAAUCGGGUUGCAGAACUUCACUGAAAGCUUUACUAAUAGAAUUGUUGUUCUGACAUUAUGUAAAAGUGGUAUUAAUAUUGUGUGACUUUUCAAAGAGCUAGUUAGAUUUAUAGAUAGGUAAUAGGGAUAUUGAAGAAAUGACUUCUCAAAGAAAAGAGCACUUGGAACAAAAGAAGUGGAAAACAAGGUGUGCUUUAAGGAAAACAAAUCUGAGGAAGGAAAUGAAACAGCUUGUAGGAGGCGAGGGAAGAUGAUACCCUUUGGUGUUCCUUAGUGCUGCUGAGGCUCAGCCCCAGAACUGGAACGUACCCCCUCUGCCUUAUUUCAUCUCUCUACCAAACAGGACAUUGUCAAGUAGCUCAGACCAAAAUGCUGAUCUGUCUUAAAACUGUGUCAAUCUGCUGGUGAAUGUUCCCCGGCAGAGCUUUACGUGAAACCGUAAGAUACUUAAUUUACCAGGUUAGCUUCCCCUUUCCUCCCAAAAUUCUCUUAUCUGCUGUAGGCCCCGCUUCAGGAUUCAUCCUGCCUUUGCCGAAUUUUGUAGCAGCAGCUACUUAGGCCCUAUUCCCUGAAUGUGCUAACGUUGUGUGCGGACGAAGCUGGCGUGUUGCGGCGCUAUAGAAAUCUGAAACAGAAGGAAUCUUAAGACACUGGAAGUGGCAUGCCAAGGGGCGAGUUGUGGAGAUCGCACAACCCCCUUGAGAAACAAUUUAGGAACGAGAGCACCCGUGACAGUGUCCUGAGAACAAGGCAGUUGAGACAAAACCUUUAGUUCUUCCCCCGUUCACUCUCCCCGUGUUGGCCUCUGUGACCCUGGUGCUCCCUGCACCCGAGCGAGUCCGAGGGGAAAACGCGACGCAAAAGACUUGGCAAUCAGCGCUGCUCCCUGCGGCUUCCCAGGGAGCUGGACUGGGCCUCCCCGUGCGACAGGGAAGAAGGGCCGGGAUGGCUCCAGAGCCACCCACGGGUGCUUUGAAGAGGUCUGGAGCAGCGCUGGUCCCUGUGGGGCGCCUCGCUUGCCAGAGGUCUGUGGGAAGGACCCGGGCAGUAGCUUCUUCGUCUCCGCCAGUGCCGUUGUUCCAUUUCCUUCCUCUGUGGUAGUAUCUAAGGCUAGGUGUGAGUAGGUGUGGGGUGUUUAUCCGCCACAGGUACAGGAGCUGUCGUAUACCUCAUUUCUAACUCGUAACUGAGUAACUUGCUUUAACUUUCUCCAAACCCUACAGAGUUGCCAAGUCUGCCCUCCCUCCUUUGAUUAACACUGAACUCUGGCCUAUAGCACCCCGUGACCUGCAACCUGGGGAGUGACCCCCCAACGCCUCUGAAUGUCGCUGCUUAAAAGCUACUGCAAAGUGAGGGCAAAUUGCAAUCUUAUCUUAUUUCCUUUGGUUACAAGGGGUCCUCUUGAUUAGUCUGUGAAUAUCCACCCCCCUCCCCUCCACUCUCUGUGGAAAAGGGCCGCCCGCGCUGCCUUUCCCCACCCCGGGGCAGCUGCCCCGGGGCUGUGCUGAACUCCAGGGCCCGGAGGCGCUCUCAGCCCAGCGCUGCGUACACGCUACUCACUUUUUAACAUGACCAAAAAAUAAAAAAAGAGAAAAAGAGAAAAAGAAAAAAAAAAGAAAGAAAUCUCCAAAUAUUUAAUUUUCUUCUUUAUUAUUUGACAAUCCUGUAUCCCUUCCCCGCUCCCCAGCCUGGCCAGAAGCUGCAUCCUUAACCCGGUCCAUCUUUAUUUGAAUGUAGUUCCCCUACCCCCAUGGGAAAGAGAAGCUUUGUCAGGUCACGGUGGCUGCUAUAAGUCGGGAGGGGGCGGUUUCUUUGUUUUGUUUUGUUCUUUUAAAAUUUCCAGCCAAAACCAAAGAUUUCCUAAUGAUUGUAUAAACUCAAAACAAACAAACAAACCAAAGACAAAGGGCGUCUUCAGCACCAAGCCCAUCUGUGAGGCCGGCCGGGCCGGGGCGAGGGUCUCCACCAGCUGCCAGCCUGGGGGGGCCAGCCCGGGCUCUGGCCCCAGCCCCAGGGGCUGCCCCAGGCGAGGGGGCGCUGCCUCGGGCCCGGCCUCCAAACCUCGGCCGCCCCUGAGAACAGACUUGCCGCCCCGGGGCGAAACCCGGGGUGCAGGCGCUGGGAGGGGGUGGCCAGGGGGCUUCGCAGGUGGGUUGAGGAGCUGAAGACUUGGGUGCAGGAUUGGCUGCUCUGCUGGGUGCUUUAACCCUCUGGGGGCUGGGUGAUGUUGAUUAAUACACGCUGAGGUGCACUUCUGAGCUUCCCCCCUCCCCCCGUCACUGCUUGGAAGAGGCUGUCCUGUUGUGAGGAAUCCCUGAAAGAAGAAGAAGCAGCUUUUCAUUUCUCCUCUAGUUCCUUUUUUCUAGAUUUCUUUUACUUUUGCAGCACCACUGUGCAACUAUGCAUUGUAUUUCUCAACCUUUUAUGCUAGGUAGAUGCCUGUGACUUUUUAACUUUUGGGGGGGGGAUUGCAAAUGGAGGAACUUUUUACAUGGAUCUUUUUAAUCUCAGUUGAUUGGGGGGUGUUUGGUUCUAGGGUCAUACAAGCUCUAUCCCAAAGCAAAAUCCAAAUGUUAAUAUUAUUAGCCUGAUGCAGAUACCAAAGAUAAUUUCUUUCCUGCAGAACCUUAGACUUGUGUAUUAAGUACGAUUACCCAGCACUUGCAUUAGUCUAACCUCAGUAAUUCCAAAGCUUAGAUGUAUAUUUUGGUAUAUUUCUGGGAUAUUAAAAAAUUGUCGUUUAAAUUCUUGUUUGUUUCAGUGUAAUGCUCUUAAAGUCAUAGCAUGGAGAUAACUGAACUUGUCCUAUUCUUAGUAGUUUGAAAUAAUAGUAUUUUUGUAUGUUUUGGGUGUGUCUAUGUAUGUAUUAACAUAACAGUUUUCACUGCCUAGGUGUUCAUAAAUAAAUAAAAAAACCCGGCAACUAAGGGUUUUUAAACUGUACAUAAUAUUCCAUGAGGAAUUUCCACCAGACCGCCAAUUUGGAUCGCAUUUUCACUGACGGCCGCUCCCAACUGGGAUUCUUUCUUUCUUUUUAAAGAGACAGCAUGUUCUUUUUUUUUGCCCCGUUGGCCUGAGGUCCUUUCUCAGCGUAAAGGGGUUUUCACUGCUUUUAAGGGAUGGGCCAAAGAGGAAGUAGCUUAAAUUU